Molecule: messenger RNA, 756 nt
Organism: Homarus americanus (American lobster)
Lineage: Eukaryota; Metazoa; Arthropoda; Malacostraca; Decapoda; Nephropidae
Product: glycine-rich protein 23-like
Exons: 2
Coding region: 45-473 (142 amino acids)
Source: RefSeq, a predicted model, not a curated record
ACACAAGCCAGGGCAAGAACAGGUCCACCUGCCCACCAGACAGCAUGAGACGGACGCUCCUGAGACUCCACCUCGCCCUGCUGGUCGGCUCCACCUGCGCUACCUAUGGCAGUAGUGGCGGUGGAGGAGGAGGUGGUGGCGGAUUUGGAGGCGGUGGUGGAGGUGGCUUUGGAGGUGGUGGAUCCAUUAGUGGGGGCUACUCUGCUCCAGCUGUAAUUGGAGGAGGUGGUGGAGGUGGAUUUGGAGGUGGUGGAUCCAUUGGAGGAGGCUAUUCUGCUCCAGGCAUAGGUGGAGGUGGUGGUGGAUUUGGAGGUGGAGGUGGAGGUGGAUUUGGAGGUGGUGGAUCCAUUGGAGGAGGCUAUUCUGCUCCAGCUGUAGGUGGAGGGGUGGGUGGAUUUGGAGGCGGUGGUGGAGGUGGGGUGGAUUUGGAGGUGGUGGAUCCAUUGGAGGAGGCUACUCUGCUCCAGCUGUAGGUGGAGGGGUGGUGGAUUUGGAGGCGGUGGUGGAGGUGGAGGUGGAUUUGGAGGUGGUGGAUCCGUUGGAGGAGGCUAUUCUGCUCCAGCUGUAGGUGGAGGGGUGGUGGAUUUGGAGGUGGAGGUGGAGGUGGAUUUGGAGGUGGUGGAUCCAUUGGAGGAGGCUACUCUGCUCCAGGCGUAGGUGGAGGUGGCUUUGGAGGCGGUGGAUCCAUUGGAGGAGGCUAUUCUGCUCCAGCUGUAGGUGGAGGGGUGGUGGAUUUGGAGGUGGAGGUGGAGGUGG